AUUAGGAUUCCAUAGGGGAGCUGGGGACAGGAGAAUGGGGUGUGCCCUGCUGUCCAGCUUCAGACUCACUCUUUGAGACCCUGGGUUCUGACAAGUUUCCAGAACUGAGAAGACACUCAGAUGUCCAGGUUUGAAGGUUUGUGGAUACCCCCUGGCUGGGCUUCAUGGAGAAUUCUUCACUGAUCACUAACCUGAAUCCCAGAACAGACCCCCUCUUUCCCUGGACAGAAUGAAAGGCCUUCCGUAGCCAGGCAUAGCUGGCCAUCAUGGGGAAAUUGAUCAGAAUGGGGGCACGGGAGAGGCGGUUACUCCGGCCAAAGCGGCUUCAUUGGAGUCGCCUCCUCUUCCUGUUGGGAAUGUUGGUCAUCGGUUCCACCUACCAGCACCUGAGGAGCCCCCGGGGCCUCCCCUCAUUGUGGGCAGCAGUCUCCUCCCAACAUUCCGUAAAACUGGCCAGCCGUGACCUCCCUGACAAUGAGAUGAUGAUGGUGAGCAGUGACCCUCCAAGAGCUAGCUCUGAAAUGGAGGUGCCCCAAGCCACGGUGCCCCAAGCCACGGUGGGCAGGGUUCGUGAAGCAACACCUGGGAUAACAAUGAAGAAUACACACGAUCCACCCAGAAGAACAGCCAACAUCACUCCAACAAUACCCAAGAUUAAGUACACAGCAGGAGACAUAGAAAGAGUGAAGGGAGACAGCACAACCAUACCCAGUGGAGUACUGAGUCACUACACCCCAACUUCAAACAGACCAACAGUGAAGAAUUACACCCCAACACCACCACCCAGGGGAGAAAUGCAGAGCUACAAUCCAAUUCAAGCCAAGGGAAAGGUGAAGAAAUACACCCCAUCUCCACUUGGUAGACUAGUAGGCAAUUAUGCCCCAUCCACACUCAUGACAAUGACAAGGAGACAUGGGGUCACCCCCAGAACAACAGUGAAGGACAGUGAAAUUAUGACAACCACCAAAAUAUUGGAGACUAACCCCUCUAAGAGAAUGGUGGAGGAAACCACCCCAGCUACUCUCAAGGGAAUAAUUAACACCCCAACUUUCCAGAUAAGUGGAAUAGAAACAAACAUCCUGACUUCUCCAAGGAGUAUAACGGAAAAGAACACUGUGACUACCCCCAGAACAGUGGACAGUAAGAGCCCGAUCAAGCCGCGGGGGUUAGUGGGAAAUAACAGGCUGACAACUUCUCUGGGAACGGUCCUUGAGCACACCACAGCCAUCUCUGAGGGGCAAGUGAUGAUAAGCACCAUGACAGGCAGUAGCCCAAAGGAAAUCAAAGCCUCUACUGCUACCUGGAGUGUUAGUGAUCCUUUGUCUAGGACCAGUGCAUUGACCAUGGGAAUAUCCUCAGCUACCUACAGGGGGCUGGCAAAGAAACCUUCCAUAGCACCCGGGACCUCAUCAACCUCCAAGGUCAGGGUGAAUCCAAAGAUCCAUGUGCAUCACUGUGUUUUUGUGGAGCCAGCACCGGCUGUGCCCCCUGCUUCCUCCCCCAACCUGACAACAGCUGCGAUCCCAGAGGCACCCAGUUCCAGUCCCUCAGAGCUGCCCCCUGGCUGGCCAGACCUUCACUCCAAGGCAGAGUACCCCCCAGACUUGUUCAGCAUAGAGGAGCGGCGACGGGGCUGGGUGGUGCUGCACAUCUUUGGCAUGAUGUAUGUGUUUGUGGCCUUGGCCAUCGUGUGUGAUGAGUACUUCGUCCCAGCCCUGGGUGUCAUCACAGAUAAGCUACAGAUCUCUGAUGAUGUGGCAGGUGCCACCUUCAUGGCUGCUGGAGGCUCUGCCCCCGAGCUCUUCACCUCCCUCAUUGGCGUCUUCAUCUCCCACAGCAAUGUGGGCAUUGGUACCAUCGUGGGCUCUGCUGUGUUCAACAUCCUCUUUGUCAUUGGCACCUGUGCCCUCUUCUCCCGGGAGAUCCUCAAUCUCACGUGGUGGCCCUUGUUCCGUGACGUCUCCUUUUACAUCCUUGACCUGAUGAUGCUCAUUCUCUUCUUCCUGGACAGCCUCAUUGCCUGGUGGGAAAGCCUGCUGCUGCUGCUGGCCUAUGCCUUCUAUGUGUUCACCAUGAAGUGGAAUAAACAACUAGAGAUAUGGGUGAAGGAGCAGCUCAGCAGGAGGCCAGUGGCCAAGGUCAUGGCCUUGGGGGACCUCAGCAAGCCAGGCAAUGGGGCAGUUGCGGUGGAUGAGCUGCAGGAAAACAAGAAGCUAAAGCUCCCAGCAAUGCUGACCCGAGGGAGCAGCUCGACCUCUCUGCACAACAGCACCAUCCGCAGCACCAUCUACCGGCUCAUGCUUCACAGCCUGGACCCUCUGGGAGAAGCCCAUCCCUCCAAGGAUAAGGAGGAGGAGAGCUCGAAUCAGGAGACCAAAGCCAAGCCUCAUGCUAAUGCAGAGAACAAACCAGAGGAGGAGUCAGCCAAGCUUCCUGCGGUCACGGUCACACCAGCCCCUGCUCCAGAUGUUGAGGGAGAUCAGGAGGAAGAUCCUGGCAGUCAGGGAGGAGAUGUGGCUGGAGCUGAGAGCACAGGUGAAAUAGUAGCUGAAGAGGGUGAAGCUCCUGGUGAAGGCAAAAAUGGAGAGCAAGGUGGAGGUGAGUCUCAACUGGAAGGUGAAGGUGAAAUUGAAGCAGAAGGAGAAGAAGGUGAACAUGGCAGUGAACUCCAAGCAGAAGAUGAGGACAUGAAAGCUGAUGAAGGUGGAGGUGAAGGUGAACUCCAAGCAGAAGAGGGUGAAAUGAAAGCUGAUGAAGGUGAAAAUGAAGAGCAGGAAUUCAAUGCUGAGAGUCAAGGUGAAGCCAAAAGUGACGAGAAAGGUACAGAUGGUGAAGGGGGAGGUGAUGGAGGUGACAGUAAAGAUGAAGAGGAGGACGAAGAGGAAGAGGAGGACGAUGAGGAAGAGGACGACGAUGAGGAAGAGGAGGACGAUGAGGAAGAAGAGGAGGCAAAUGAGGAGCCUUUGUCCCUGGAGUGGCCCGACACCAGGCAGAAGCAAGCCAUUUACCUCUUCCUCCUGCCCAUUGUGUUCCCACUGUGGUUGACGGUGCCUGAUGUCCGGAGGCUGGAGUCUAGGAAGUUUUUUGUUAUCACCUUCCUGGGAUCCAUCGUGUGGAUAGCCAUUUUCUCAUACCUCAUGGUCUGGUGGGCUCACCAGGUUGGUGAAACAAUAGGGAUUACAGAAGAGAUCAUGGGUUUGACGAUCCUAGCAGCAGGCACGUCCAUUCCUGACCUCAUCACCAGUGUGAUUGUCGCUCGGAAAGGCCUGGGAGACAUGGCUGUGUCCAGCUCUGUGGGCAGUAACAUAUUUGAUAUCACCGUGGGCUUGCCUGCCCCUUGGUUGCUGUUCUCUCUUAUCAAUGGAUUACAGCCUGUUCCAGUCAGCAGCAACGGCUUGUUUUGUGCAAUUGUUUUGCUUUUUCUCAUGCUCCUGUUUGUGAUCUCUUCAAUUGCAUCAUGCAAAUGGAGAAUGAACAAGAUCCUGGGCUUCACAAUGUUCCUCCUUUACUUUGUAUUCCUGAUAAUCAGUGUGAUGUUAGAAGAUCGAAUCAUUUCCUGUCCUGUAUCUGUCUGAGGCAGAGUCACUGUUGCUCACAAUGGACGUGGAUCAGAAAACCAUGCCAGAAGCUACCAUACUUCUUGUUACAUUAACAAAAGAAUGAACAUGGUCCAUGAGAGAGACCAGAGUGGCAAAGAGCCACUGAUGGGAAUGUGAUCGGGGACUGAAUGUUAGCCUUGGAAACACCUGCAGCUCGUUGUGGAUUGUCUCACCUCUGGAGGGAUGGCGUUUUUACCCCUGCCUGAUGUUGGCAGCUAUCACAUGGAGGCCAGUAGAAGGACCUCUGGAGCCAGAGGGUUUUCGGAAUGAGGGAUCAUUUGGGGGUGAGGGCAGGGACAGGCACAGUAGCAGGACAAGCCCCUAUACUCACAGUUCCCUGAUCGUUCCUGAAAGGCUGCUGAUCCAAAGACACAGAUGUGGUCUACACCCCACCCUUUGGCCCCUGUCCCAAGCACACACUGCAACUUGCCGUCCUCUCUUUUUCUGUUUAAAACACGAGGUUCUACCAGGUUUGUAAACAUUACACGUCCAGUUAUUGGUGGGUUUAAGGAGCUAAGACUCGGAAAAAAAAAAGUAUAACAGGAAUCAAUGAU
Messenger RNA from Herpailurus yagouaroundi (jaguarundi), 4153 nucleotides. RefSeq names its product solute carrier family 24 member 1 (gene SLC24A1). The coding region runs from base 267 to 3575 and encodes 1102 amino acids. Gene Ontology annotation, cellular component: plasma membrane. The record is from RefSeq and is a predicted model, not a curated record. Gene Ontology annotation, biological process: long-term synaptic depression; visual perception; intracellular calcium ion homeostasis. The transcript has 10 exons. Gene Ontology annotation, molecular function: calcium channel activity; calcium, potassium:sodium antiporter activity. NCBI's taxonomy places the organism in Eukaryota, Metazoa, Chordata, Mammalia, Carnivora, Felidae.